AUGCAUUGGCACCUAAAGCCAAAUCCGGAUUCUUCUAACUCACUUUCCAGGAAAGGACUAACUCAGGAACAAACGAGACACGAGCCUAACUCUGAUCUUUUAUUAAAGGAUCCAGGAGAGAUUGAUAGUGUCGAAGAUGAUGACGACCGCUUCGACAUCUAUUUGACGGAUCCCCUAUUUAGCGUCAGUCAGACCAAUCGGAACUAUAAGGAGGCAAGUGAUUUUGUCGUCUACAUGAAGCAUCGCCGGGCGAAAAUGCUCUCUGUAAAUCCAACAACCACUUGA
This is a messenger RNA of Protopolystoma xenopodis, 285 nucleotides long. NCBI's taxonomy places the organism in Eukaryota, Metazoa, Platyhelminthes, Monogenea, Polystomatidea, Polystomatidae. The record is from the annotation of a GenBank genome assembly.